Messenger RNA from Nerophis ophidion (straightnose pipefish), 3913 nucleotides. RefSeq names its product pyroglutamyl-peptidase 1-like. The coding region runs from base 125 to 757 and encodes 210 amino acids. Gene Ontology annotation, molecular function: pyroglutamyl-peptidase activity. Gene Ontology annotation, biological process: proteolysis. Gene Ontology annotation, cellular component: cytosol. Lineage: Eukaryota; Metazoa; Chordata; Actinopteri; Syngnathiformes; Syngnathidae. The record is from RefSeq and is a predicted model, not a curated record. The transcript has 5 exons.
CUGCCUGGCUGCAGCUAAGCAGAAGGGCGCCUGCAGCUGAGGGGACAACAGGGCGACUUUAUGGUCCUCCUGCACAACAAAGACCCAAUAAAGCACCGAAACAGUCGACGUGUCGCGACGGGAAAUGGACAACAGUAAACGGACUGUGGUCGUCACAGGUUUUGGGCCGUUUGGAGAGCACACAGUCAAUGCCAGCUGGGUUGCAGUUCAGGAGCUGAAGAAGCUCGGACUUGGCACUGAAGUGGACUUGCAUGUCUACGAGGUUCCUGUAGAGUACCAGACAGUGCAGAGUUUAGUUCCGUCACUAUGGAAAAAGUAUCACCCAAUGUUGGUUGUUCAUGUUGGAGUGUCGGGCAUGGCCACCACUGUCACAUUAGAGAAGUGUGGCCGAAACCAUGGCUACAAGGGCCUGGACAACAGCAGAUUCUGUCCUGAUUCACAGUGUUGCAUUGUGGGGGGUCCAGACUGUAUUGACUCUGUUAUUGACAUGGAAUCAGUCUGCAAGAGAGUGACUUCCUCUGGACUGGGAGUUGCAGUGUCUGUCUCCAAAGAUGCUGGAAGGUACCUGUGUGACUUCACCUAUUACACAUCCCUGUACAUGAGCCACGGUCGCUCCGCCUUCGUCCAUGUGCCUCCUCUCGGGAAGCCGUACAGCGGCGAAGACCUGGGCCGCGCAUUGCAGGCCAUCGUCCAGGAGAUGCUGGAUCUUCUUGAUCACGCUAAGGAAAAGAUCCACUGCCAGCAGCACUUCCACUAAGUGACCUCCCGAUGCCAGCCAGCCUCUUCCAGCCACGCAAGACCGAUUGCACUGGACCACAAGUAGCCAAGUUCUUUCUCUUCCUAAUCCUGCCGGACGUGUAACGAGAGCCUCGGUGCGCUAAAGGUUUUCCGUCCCGGGUGUUGCCUCAUAUUUCCUAUUUUGCCCCGUGGUGAUGAUCAUUACGAGACGCGCGCGAGUAUGUCAGGAAGCUUGAUUGUUCCCAUACAGUUGUUUGCGAGUGUGGAAGAUUAUACACAGCAUUACCUACCAAAUGUGGCUACUAGUAUUGCACCUUAUAGCGUUAGGGUUACUGACAUGGUUACGGAAGUCACAUUUGGCAACCUUUACAUUAGUUGUAUUUGGAAUACUUCAUUCUUACAUGUCAAGCUUCUGCCAUAGUGUUUAUUACCAAAGCCCCUAGCUUACUUGUCAUAUUAUUUUUUAUUCUCAAUAAUCACUACUAGUAUGUGUAGACACUUAUACAUGAUUAAAUAAGUAUAUUCAUGUAGAACCUUUAGCAUAAAACCUUUUUAUUUUCGAUAUCUUCUCUAAACUCUUUGCUACUUCACAUUUGAUGUUGAAUUGUUUCUGGAGUCUUUUUCUUUAUAAGAAGUUGUACGUUUGCCUUCUUUUACAAAGGUGAUUUAAAAUAGGGAACGGGUUGGUUCCAGCUCACAUUCCCCCAGUUUGUCGGCCCAUUUCUGACAGGAAGACAAUAACUCAGUCACUUGAGAUCUGACCCCCCGCCCCCUCCCAGGUUGUGCAAUGUGAUUUAACAGAUCUCAGGUUUCACCAUAUAGCUUCGCCCUCACGGCCGCGCAAUUAUUUGAGAAAGGAGGUUCUGAUGAUUUGUGAUCAGACCGAAACAUUCACUGUACAUUCUUCAAUGUAGUGGCAUCAGUGUUUACAGAAUAUUACCUUGUGCGGGCAGAAGAAAUACAUCUGAAAUGAAUGAUGUAAUAACAGCUGUGGCCCUUUAACAGGAUUUUGUUGUGGCCCCAUUUCAGUCAACUAGGAUUUGAUAAGUUGCUAAUCAAAUGCAAAUGUAAACCCUCCAAGGUUUCAUUAGUUUAAAAUAUAAUCAGUGCACAUGUAGGCCUCCAAGACAACUGCAUAGAGAGUCUGCACUGGCUAUCAUUUUAAGGUUAGCUAUUGAAAAGGCCUGGAAGAGCUUUUCAAUGAAAGUCACCGGUGCCGUUUUUAAACAGAUGCAGUGUUUGACUUUCCCCAAGAUUGUGCAGCCUGAAACAAUGUCCUUGCUUUUAAAGGUAUUUAAUGGCGGCUGAAGUUAUACAAGAAUCCACAUGACAUUGUGUUAAGUCAGAUUUGGGCCUAGAGUUUGAUUUCUGUAGCACUUUUCCUUGCAGCGUUUUUUUCAUUUUUAAUUUUUUUUUACUUUGACUCACAAUAUGUAGCUCAACAGCAGGGGUGUCAAACGUACCGUCUGCAAACAGGUUUUACCCGGCCCACGGAAUGAGUUUGCUAAGUAUAAAAAUGAGCUGGAAUUUUGGAAUGAAAGAAACUGCUGUUCUAAAUGUGUCCACUAGAUGUCGCAGUAGCAAUUAUUGGUAUCUUUGUAGAUGUUGUUACAUACGUAAAAACAAACAAAAAAAAACACAUGUUGGUGCACCAGUCGAAGAAAAUGAUCAAACUACAUGAAUAACAAGCUGCAAUUUGAUUUCGAAUUUUUUUUAUCUUGACAGAUUGAAAAUGAACACCAAUGAGUUGACUGAUGAACAUUAUCACAUUAUGUAUUCAGAAAGUACAAAUAAAGACUGCAACAUGUAAGUGGGAAAAAACCCCAACAACAUUAGGAUUUGUACAAUUUCAGAAUGUGCUUGUUCUAUUUUGAAACAAAGAAAACAAUCUAAAGUUGUCUUUAUUUUUAAGUUAUCGCGCCAUGAUUUUACCAGUCCGGCCCACUUGGGAGUAGAUUUUUCUCCAUGCGGCCCCCCAUCUAAAAUGAGUUUAACACCCUUGCUCUAUAGUCAAAUACAUCCGUUGUACUAUGUUUUUCCCCAUUAAUAUUUUAUUUUUGUUUUGCUUUACAGCUGAAUGAUGCUCGUAUUUCCUAUGUUGUAAUUUGCUAUACAUAUAGAAGUGUAGAAAAGUCUUUCAGGCUACCUGUGUACAUGUGGUUUUCUUAGGCUCCUUUUUAUGUUUGUCGACAGCAACACUUUUUAGUGGCGCGCCACGACUUCAAACGGCCGUUUUCUCCACAGCUUUUUGUACUUUUACUGCAACCUGUGGAAAAAAUUGAAUGUUGUAUGUAAAUUGUCUUAACCGAGAAAAAAACAACACUGGUUUGUGUUGCAGCAAAAAAAGGCCAGUGGAUUUUGGUCUUUUAACUGAUGCCGUUUUUUCCCACACAGUCAUUUAUUUGUGGCGGUGCGCCACAAAUACAUUUGGCCCACGAAUGGAUGCUGCUGUUGGCCUCGCUUACUGUGUGUAAAUGUAGCGUGCAUGUAGAUGGCGUCCGGUUUUCAGACCCUUUUUUAUUGCUCACUUUUUUCUCUCCCCCAGCGUCCAUAAAAAUGACUUGCGCACGCACCAUGGCCAAUUAUGCAAAUCAUUAUCUCUGAGCCCAGUCUUGCGGGAAACACUGGAUACUCCAACUUUCUCUCUUGCCACAAAGUAGCACUAAACGGAACCGUCACAAAAUAUGUCUUUUACAUAUUGGUUGUGCCAAUUUUCUGGGUUUAGAGGCGUUUUCUGAUGUUUUCCUGGGUGUGGCGUUGUGACUGGGUCGUGCUGCGCCCAAAAUAGCUGCUCACAAAUGUGAACCCCAUCCUAUAUGUAGCUCGUUGAUGUUGAAAGUGACCUCGACCCCCUUUAACUCUCUCCUGUGCCUUGCUGUUAUUUAUUUUUGUUUUGAUAAGGCCUUAAAUGGUUUGGUGGCAGGUCAGUUCAAAUAUAUAUCUAGAUAUGUUCCAGGCAGAUAUGUGUGGCUACCUCAAAAAUAUUUUUUAAUCUCAACGUGGACUUAACAUCAUUAUGACAGAUUUAUUGAACGUACUGUACCUCUUGGCAGUGAGCAUCCUCUGAAAGGUGUGUUAUCUGCUUCGGACAUUAUCAAAGCACUGUUACAAGAAGUAAUAUUGGCUCGAUAAAUGGAAAGGUUUUGAAAUAAAGAGAUUUCCGAUGUUAAAAAAA